Messenger RNA from Lichtheimia ornata, 1314 nucleotides. RefSeq lists its product as uncharacterized. Bases 1 to 1314 code for a protein of 437 amino acids. The transcript is spliced from 5 exons. Gene Ontology annotation, molecular function: lyase activity. NCBI's taxonomy places the organism in Eukaryota, Fungi, Mucoromycota, Mucoromycetes, Mucorales, Lichtheimiaceae. Gene Ontology annotation, cellular component: periplasmic space. The record is from RefSeq and is a predicted model, not a curated record.
AUGGCACCCAAGAAACCUGAAAUCGAGUACAUUCACUUGCCAGCCCUUCAUGCCCUCAAACAACGACAACAGCAAAAAUGUCAGCCACAAGCAUAUGACAGCCUUCAAAAGCUAGCUCAAGGUGCUUUGAAAAAAGGACCAUUCAGUAUCACAUUUGAGAAGAGUGAACCUCAUAUCGCUGCCUCGGGUGAUAAACGAGAUUUUCUAAGCUAUGCUCCCUAUUUUUGGCCGUCGGAUAAGGACAAGGAUAAAUAUGUGCGUCGUGAUGGCAAACGCAAUCCUGACUGCAACUUGGUUAAAGAUCAAUCACAGCUGGAAGCCUUUGCUGAAAACGUUACAUACCUUUGCAUGGGAUAUUACUUGUUGGGAAGAGAGGUUUACGUUAAUCAUGCUAUGAAGCUCAUUGAUACAUUCCUGGUGAACGAAGAAACACGCAUGAAUCCAAACGUUGACUAUGGCCAAGUCAUCCGUGGAAAAGACAACCCAACAGGAAAAGGACGUGGAGAAGGCAUCAUGAGUACAAGAGCACUUGCUCGUGUUGCCAACGUCCUCCCCCUCAUUGUUACCUCGCCUGCCGUGGCAUCUAUUGCACCAGCUGUUCGAACGUGGUUUUCCGAAUAUCUUAGAUGGCUGUUAGAGAGUGAUAUUGGCAAGGAGGAAGCAGCCAAGAAAAACAACCAUUUGACUUGGUAUCUUGUACAAGUAGCUAUGAUCCAGCAAUUCUUGGGCGAUGAACAAGCGGCACGACAAACCAUUGAGAAUUUCUUUGUCAAUGUAUUUCCCAAGCAGGUGGAUGAAAAAGGUGAUCAGCCGCAUGAAAGCAGUCGCACAAAACCUUUUCAUUAUCUUGGAUUCAAUCUGCAUGCUGCCAUCUUUCUAGCUGAGUUGGGAUUGGAUAUCGGCUAUGAUGCGUAUCAGGCGAACCCGUACCUUACCAACGCAACAAAGUACAUGAUCAGCACAUGUCAACUACAUGACCCAAAAGAAGACCCUACGGGAGCAGUGAGAACAGUAGAAAUCGUCGCAAGUCGCUGUGGAGGCGAUCCAUCAUACUGUGAAUUCAUUGAUACAGCCAAAAGUUGCAAGUAUUCCGAAAACAUUGAUGGCCCAAAACAUGCGCUUUGCCGUUUGUGGUGCCCAGAGCCCGUGCUCGAGCAAAACAAUCAAGCCCCUUCAGCCAUUCAAGAUAAUCAACCCUCUUCAACACCACAAAGAAACGACAACUCUAUUAGCAACAAUGACAAUCAAAAUAGAAGUGGAAGCAACAAGAGUGUAAAAGGAUUCAUCAAACAGCUGUUCCAUCACAAUAAUUAG